Messenger RNA from Lodderomyces beijingensis, 387 nucleotides. The record is from the annotation of a GenBank genome assembly. NCBI's taxonomy places the organism in Eukaryota, Fungi, Ascomycota, Pichiomycetes, Serinales, Debaryomycetaceae.
AUGACACACAGUUCAACUCAAGUACCUCAAACGCAGUAUAAGCAGUUUACCAGGGAGGAGAUCCAACGAGUCCACAGUGGGAUGAUUGCGUCGGACGCUGAAUUUAUGAAAAUCCAAGCGGACAUCAAGCGAAAGUUGCAAGCUCGCAGAAAGCACGACGAGUUGAGGCAAUCACUCGAAAGUUCCCCCUCAGGUCCAGUUUCAGACUCGAGUAUUCAAAUUGAAAACUUUCUGGCGGCCGACUUUAUUGAAACAACCCCUGUUGAAAUCAGGAGAAAACACAUCAGCAUCGCCAACUUUGAAGAGUUUAUGCAAUUGGAGUUUAUUCCUUCAUUACUGUCUCAAAGAGCCAAUGUAAAGCUAAACACGGACCUCUUCAUACUUUGA